AUGCAAGAUCAUAGAGAUGGGGAAUGCCGGGAGAAGAAUUGGAAAUUGAGUGAUGGAGUAGUUGACAGGAGUGUAGAGCGGGGAAGAAGGAGAGGAGUAGUAUUUACAGGGAAGGAAGGGGAGAAAAGAAGACGAAAGAAACGAGGAAAGAAGUGGCGGGAGAUAGCAAGAAAUUGGGAGGAAAUGGUUUAUAGAAAGGGAAUGAGGGAAGGAAAGGGCGGGGUAUUGAGGGCAGGAAUAGUGUUGAUAGCAGGGUUUUCGGCGGUGAUGCUUGGGAUGAUGAGUUAUUCAUUUAUAUAUUUACAAAGAGACAAGUCGGCGUGUAUAGUGCCCGCGAUGUAUCCAUCGUAUAUGAGGUUAAUUGAAUUUGACAAAAGAUACACGAAACAUGCGGACAAGUAUAAUCUUUAUUUGUACCGGGAGAAAAAAUUGGGGAAUUUGCAUGAUCUUUAUGGGAUUCCGGUUCUUUUUAUACCAGGGAAUGCAGGGAGUUACAAGCAGGUGCGGAGUAUUGCGUCGGAAGCAGCAAACCAGUAUUCUAUGUUACAAUUGGACCCGGUGUUGAGUAAGCAAUAUAGAAAGAAUCUGGAUUUUUUUGCAGUGGAUUUUAACAAUGAUUUUACGGCAUUUCAUGGGCAAACGCUGCUUGAUCAAGUGGAUUAUUCCAACGAAGCAGUGAAAUAUAUUUUAUCGUUGUAUAAAAAAGUAAAAAAGGUGGAAAAUGUAUCAUCAGAGCCGUAUAUUCCGAAUUCAGUGAUUGUGAUUGGCCAUUCAAUGGGAGGUAUAGUGGUUCGGGUGAUGAUGACAAUGCCGAAUUAUCUUUCGGGGUCGAUAAAUACGAUUAUUACGCUUUCCACGCCUCACUUGUUACCUCCCAUUCUUUUUGAUCGAAAAAUGAAGGAUAUUUAUGAUUCGGUUAAUAAGUUUUGGUCGUAUUCGUAUUUUUAUAAAAAUGAAUCGAAUCCCUUGAACUCGGUUAGUCUUGUAUCUAUUACCGGCGGAAAUUUGGACAUUAUGGUGUCGUCUGAUUAUUGUGACGUGUCUUCUUUGGUACCUAAAUCACAUGGAUUUACGGUAUUUUCUUCGUCAAUUCCUAUGGUAUGGACCGGGAUGGAUCAUCAAGCAAUAUUGUGGUGUGAUCAGUUGCGUAAAGUUAUUGUUAAAUCAUUAUUUGACAUCAUCGAUUCUAAAUCUGUCAAUCAAACCAAACCAUUAUCUUCUCGUAUUCGUAUUUUCAAAAAAUAUUACCUUAUGUCUAUUGAAGAUUCUGUUGAGAACAAGUUUUUGAAAGCUUCAUUGAUUAGUCCAUUUUUAAGAAGAAAAGCCGUAUAUGAUAUUUUUCCAUCAAAGAGCCGUUAUGUUUUAAAAUCCUUCGAAGCAAAAUCAUCCGGCUGCCAACGUAUAUAUUUCUUGCCUAUUUCUCCAAGAAAUAUAUUUAACUUCACUACCUUUUCAUUAUUUACCGAUCAAAGAGUUACAGGAACGGAUAAAGAUCAAAUAAAGAUAUUUUUGUGUAAACUUCAUCCGUCAUUUAUGACUAAAAAUUCUGACUUCAGAUUUUAUCAAAAUUUGACAAAAAGUGAUCUCAAAAUGCUAAAAUGCAAAGAUUCUAAGGACGAUCUCAUCCGCUUACCUUCACAGAGUAAUAUAAAAAAAAUUCAGACAUAUUUUUUCACGUAUCUUGAAUAUACAAACAGUCAACUUGAUGACUACCAAUUUAUUGCGGUAGUGGAUAGAAUAAAUAAGAAUCGAAAAGGUUUUUUAAUAGCUGAAUUUUUUAAUAAAAAUGUAAUACAAGUUCAGUCUAAAAUUAGACCCAUAAAAUUUUCAUGGAAUGCGUUUCGCGUAACUUUGGGUGCUAAUAGGCCUUUGGUUUCAGACAUUAAUAUUCCUGGGAUUGAUAAUAGUCUCUUUGCGUACAAGUUAAAAAUGAAUUACUUUGGUUGUGAUCAUUCAUUUUUCCCUCCAGUUAUAAAACAGUAUAUAUCUAGUCCAUAUGAAUCUAAAUAUUUUGUAAAUAUGACAAAAAUCGAUGUUAAUUUUCAUGGAACUGCUCCAUUUUUACCUCCUAUUAUGGAGAAUGGCGUAAAACGUGGACUAACAAUACGAUUUUGGCUAGAUCCUACUUGUACUAAACCUGUCGAUAUUUCAGUAUCUCUUGAUUUUUACGGUAGUCUUGGAAAACUUGCUAUCAAAUUCUGGACGGCUUUAAUAAUAUUUACAUAUGUUAUAACAUUGUUAUCUUUAAGAAAACAGUUUAAAAUUUAUAAUAAUUAUGGUGUUUUUAUUAACUUUAAUAAAGCAUUAGAGUUUUUUAUGCGAGAUACCUUUUUAUCAUUAUCUAUAAUAGCAUCAUUUUUAUUUGUUUUUUUGUCCUUAUUUCAGUUUCCUAAAACAAUAGAUAUGGAUGAUUUGUUCAAUCCGAAAUUAAGAGAAAAAUUAUGGGUUAAAGAUACAUGGAAGUUAUGGAAUAACAAUAAUAUAUUCUUUGGAUACAGAGAUUCUUUUUUCUGGUUUUUAGGGCCUCUUUUCAUUACUAUUUCUUUAGGAUUUGCAUUUAUAUUUGCACAAGUAACAUAUUUUAUUGUUUCUUUUGCAGCGAUUGGGUACAAUUUAUUACGAAAACAUUAUAUUAAACUCAUUAAUAGAAGACGAUUCCUUUAUUCUUUUUGUUUUUCUGGUUUGAAACUUAAACAAAGAAUAAUAGCGAUUAUACUAUUAUUAUUCCUUGUAGCCAUUAUGGUUCCUUAUCAACUUGCAUAUCUUUUUGCAUGUGUUAUACAGUUUUUUACAUGUGUUAAGGCAUUAAUUAGCACGCAGAAAAGGGAUUUUGAAAAAGCUUUUUAUUAUCAGAAUUUUUAUAAUUAUGUGCAUUCCAUUUUAAUAUUAAUGCUGUUACUUUUACCCAUCAAUGUUCCAAUCUUGAUUGUAUGGUUAAGGAAGAUGUCGAUAAAUUGGCUAUUACCGUUUUCAUCACAUCAUAACAUUUUUUCUAUUUUGCCUAUUCUUAUUCUUGUUGAAUUUUUGGCUAAUAAGAAAAUGAUUAUGCAAGCAGAAUCAGGCGCAGGGAAAGUGCUUGAUGUUCUUUUUUUGGUUUUUUCUGUUUUUUUGACUAUUUAUGGACUCUAUUACACAUAUUUUGUGCAUCAUUUGAUUAAUUUUUUAUCAUUCUUUCUUAUAAUUUUUCAUUUAACACCUUCUUUACCUUCUUUUCGGUAUUUUAUAGAUGAUUUUUUUACUAAACAAAAAACUUCAUUUUAUUGUUAG
Pneumocystis jirovecii RU7 is the source of this 3267-nucleotide messenger RNA. RefSeq lists its product as uncharacterized. Gene Ontology annotation, molecular function: phosphatidylinositol deacylase activity. Bases 1 to 3267 code for a protein of 1088 amino acids. The transcript has 10 exons. Gene Ontology annotation, biological process: GPI anchor metabolic process; endoplasmic reticulum to Golgi vesicle-mediated transport. Lineage: Eukaryota; Fungi; Ascomycota; Pneumocystomycetes; Pneumocystales; Pneumocystaceae. Gene Ontology annotation, cellular component: endoplasmic reticulum. The record is from RefSeq and is a predicted model, not a curated record.